Anoplophora glabripennis (Asian longhorned beetle) is the source of this 2023-nucleotide messenger RNA. It is a transcript of the gene Hexo2, whose product is annotated as chitooligosaccharidolytic beta-N-acetylglucosaminidase. Lineage: Eukaryota; Metazoa; Arthropoda; Insecta; Coleoptera; Cerambycidae. Bases 194 to 1996 code for a protein of 600 amino acids. Gene Ontology annotation, cellular component: membrane. The record is from RefSeq and is a predicted model, not a curated record. Gene Ontology annotation, molecular function: beta-N-acetylhexosaminidase activity. The transcript has 9 exons. Gene Ontology annotation, biological process: glycosaminoglycan metabolic process; ganglioside catabolic process; carbohydrate metabolic process.
GGAUUAUAAUCAAAACUUUUUAAAUGAAUAGAAUUUUAAUUAGUUACACCGGAAACCCUAUAAGAUUUGUUUAUAUCUAAAUGUUGUUACCAUUAUAGUAUCAUUGCGUGCGCAAGCACAAGCCUCUUUUGUAUUUGAUUAUUUAGUAUAUAAAAUCACAUUGUUGCUGCAUCUUUUGUCUAGCCAGAAGUGUAUGAGAGUGAGUGUGUGUAAAGUGUAUAUGGUUAAUAAUAUAUUCAGCAUGAUUGCGUUUUCUCUCUAUAUCCACCUGGUACUUACAUUUACAACAGUAUAUGGAUGGUCAUGGGAGUGUAAUAAUUACAAUGGAUACUGCACUAGAGUCAUAACCCAGUCAACACUUACGCCCACGUAUCCCACCUUGGAAGUAUGCAAAUUGCUUUGUGGAGAGAAAGAUCAUUUAAAUUUAUGGCCAUAUCCAACCGGUAGUAUCACCUCAGAAAAAGAUAUUUUACUAAUUAAUUCACAGAACAUAAAAUUCGAAUUGCAAGAUACAACAACUAAAACGUUCUUAGACGAUGUUGUUGACUAUUUCCGCAGCAACCUAAACAUAGACAAAAGUUCACCCUGUCAAGACUCCUCCAAUAUGAUUAUCGUUCUGCAAUCAAUGUCUGAGGACUUAUCAUUAACACUGGAUACGGACGAAACCUACAGUUUAAAAACGAGUACCUUAGAUAACGAGUUCAGAGUUGAGAUCAUAGGAAAUACAGUUUUUGGAGUAAGGCACGGUAUUGAAACUUUACUUCAAUUACUGGUCCCAUAUCAAAAAGGAGAUGAGGUAUGUCUAGCGACAUUGAAAAGUGUUCAAGUAUAUGAUAAACCAGUAUACCGCCAUCGCGGUUUACUGUUAGACAGCGCAAGAAACUACUUGUCUGUAAAUACAAUUAGGAAAAAUAUUGACGCUAUGGCUGCUUCCAAAAUGAACGUUCUACACUGGCAUAUAACUGACUCGCAAAGUUUUCCCCUGGAGGCACCGAGCUUGCCAAAUAUGACCAAGUAUGGAGCAUAUACUGAAAAAAGCAUUUAUACCUCUACGGACGUUGAGGAAUUAGUAGCAUACGCAAAAAUUAGAGGUGUAAGAAUUCUUAUGGAGAUAGACGGGCCAUCUCAUGCUGGCAAUGGAUGGCAAUGGGGAGAACAAGCUGGACUUGGAAACCUUGCUGUUUGUGUAAAUCAGCAGCCUUGGAGGUCCUUUUGUAUCCAGCCUCCAUGUGGACAACUUAAUCCUGCAAAUCCCAAUAUGUAUAAAGUGUUACAACAAUUAUAUGGCGAUAUACAGCAAAUGGUUCCUAACAGCGGUAUAUUUCACAUGGGUGGCGAUGAGGUAUUUAUAGCCUGCUGGAACGCUACAGAAGAAGUUCUUGAUUACAUCAAAGACAAACCCAGAACAGAAGAAACCUUCUUGGAUUUAUGGGCGGAAUACCAAAAUAAAUCUGUAGCAGUAUUUGAUGCUGCCAUUGGAAAUGACAAAACGCGGAUUGUGGUAUGGACAAGUCACCUCACACAACCAGAUGUAAUCCAAAAGUAUCUUCCAAAAGAGAGGUACAUCAUUCAGACUUGGGUGCCUGAUACAGACCAAGAUUUAAUUACAUCUUUAAUAAAACUUGGAUAUAAAGUUAUAAUAUCCACAAAGGAUAAAUGGUACCUGGACCACGGUUUUUGGGGAAGUACCUCGUAUUAUAAUUGGAGAGCCGUUUACAACAACAAGAUGUAUAGUCAGUUACACCAAUCAGUAUUAGGAGGAGAGGUUUGCAUGUGGGGAGAAUUGGUGGACGAUUCGAAUGUAGAAUCAAGGGUAUGGCCUAGAGCGGCCGCUGCCGCAGAAAGACUAUGGAGCAAUCCACAGACUACAGCACGUGCAGCAGAAGGAAGAUUUUUCUCCCACAGGGAGAGACUGGUGAAGAGAGGUCUUAAAACUGAAGCAGAAAUCCCACAGUGGUGUGUCCAAAAUGAAGGAGAAUGUUCAUCGUAUUUAUAGUUUAUUUUUCUUAAAUAAAUAGAACAA